Scylla paramamosain (green mud crab) is the source of this 8489-nucleotide messenger RNA. Its product is annotated as sodium-dependent nutrient amino acid transporter 1-like. The record is from RefSeq and is a predicted model, not a curated record. Bases 446 to 2317 code for a protein of 623 amino acids. Gene Ontology annotation, molecular function: L-amino acid transmembrane transporter activity. Lineage: Eukaryota; Metazoa; Arthropoda; Malacostraca; Decapoda; Portunidae. Gene Ontology annotation, cellular component: plasma membrane. Gene Ontology annotation, biological process: sodium ion transmembrane transport. The transcript is spliced from 9 exons.
GAGAGAGAGAGAGAGAGAGAGAGAGAGAGAGAGAGAGAGAGAGAGUCCUUGAAUAAUCAGAGCUAUUUAGUGCCUUCAUUUAUCUUGUGCUUCAAGUCUGAAUGAACGACGUCACCACCUGAUUUCCUUGGGAGAUUUGAUGCACCGUAAAAAAAAAAAAAAAAAAAAAAAAAAGAACUCUCCUUAUUUUUCCGUAUUUCCAUAUUUCAUGGGACCUUUGAAGCAGAUGAAGUCCUAUCCUUAACUCGCCUAAGCCAAAUCAAGUAAAUCGGACAUGGUGGAACACUUGCCCUUCUCGAACACCUGUUCACUACUGAACACCUGACCAGAUACAUUUACUAUUUCAAUGAUGGUGAGCACGAAAUAACGAUCGUCCGAACUAACACUAGUCUUAACCUUCCACACAGGAUAUCAACACGCUCCUCGUCACUUACUGACGGCUUCAAUGGAUCAAGCAACUUCAGAAGUACUACAUCUCCAGCAGGGAAGAGUGAACCUCAGCUUUGAGAAUGACGACGUCAAGAAGCACAAGGAGCAGCCAGUGCCGCCAGGAGAGCAUCAGAAGUCAUCGCCACAGCAAGAGGGAACAGCUGAGGAGAGAGAACAGCCGCAGCGACAACAGUGGAGCAACAAACGGGAGUUCCUGCUGUCAUGUAUCUCUAUGUGUGUCGGUGUCGGCAAUGUGUGGCGGUUUGCGUUCGUGGCCUUAGAGAAUGGCGGGGGAGCGUUCCUCGUCCCCUAUCUGGUGGUGUUGGUGCUUAUCGGCAAGCCCUUGUACUACUUGGAGUUUAUUCUGGGCCAGUUCCCCUCGGCUGGUCCCGUCGAUAUGUGGGCCAUCUGUCCUGCCUUCCAAGGUAUUGGUUAUGGGCAGGCCUUCUCCACCUGGGCAGUGUCGACAUUCUACGUGUCGUUGAUGGCGUUGUGUUUGUUCUACUUUUUCGCCUCCUUCAGUAGCGUGUUGCCCUGGGCUGUGUGUGGCCCCUGGGCAAGCAGUGGCUGUGUGCCAGUGUACCCCAAUGCUACGCUCCCCGAGGGACAAGAAACAAUAUCGUCUGCUGAGGAGUACCUGGUGAAGGAAGUGCUCAAGGUGGAUCCCGAAGGUUUCCAAAACGGCAUUGGUCUCCCUGACUGGCGCCUUACCUUGUGUCUAUUAUUGUCAUGGAUGCUGAUCUUCAUGGCGCAGAUGAAGGGAAUCAAGAGUUCUGGGAAGACGGCCUACUUCACCGCCCUUUUCCCUUACGCGGUGCUCCUGACGCUGUUCAUUCGGGGAGUGACGCUGCCAGGAUCACUCAAGGGAAUUCUUUUUUUUCUUACCCCUCACUGGGAAGAGCUACUUACUCCAAAGGUGUGGUUCGCUGCUGUGAAUCAAGCUUUUUUCAGCCUCAGCAUUGGGUUCGGCGUAGUGAAUACCUUUGCCUCUUACAACAACUUUCGCAACAACGUGUACCUAGAUGCCACCAUCAUCUCCUACACUGACGCCUUCACCUCAGUAUUUGCCGGCAUCACCACCUUCAGUAUCGUAGGCCACCUGGCGGACCAGAUGGGCGUGGAGGUGUCCCAGGUGGUUCGCGGAGGCGGCAUGUCCCUCGCCUUCAUCAGCUACCCAGAUGCCCUGGCCAGGUUCACCUUCUUGCCUCAGUUCUUCUCAGUUAUGUUUUUCUUGAUGAUGUUCACACUGGGUGUGGGCAGCGCUGUCGCUUACAACACUGCCAUCAUCACCAUCAUCAGCGACAGAUUCCCGGGCCUUCCUGUGUGGCGGAUAACACUUGGGGUGUGUGUGGUGGGUUUUCUGGUGGGACUGAUCUACACCACACCCCAAGGACAGUAUGUUCUCGUCCUCGUUGACUACUACAGCGGCGGUGUGUCCAUCCUCUUCCUCAUGAUGCUGGAGACAAUGGCCGUCAUGUGGGUGUAUGGGCUCCAGCGAUUCAUCCGGGACAUCCACUUCAUGCUAGACCGCUCAACAGGACUCUUCUGGCGGCUGUGUUGGGGCGUUUUUAACCCUAUUUUCCUGGCUGUGGUGUUUGUCUACAGUCAGAUACAGCAUCAGGGCCUCACCUACGGCACCUACGUCUUCGACGGCAUCGCCACCGGUGUGGCUUCGAUUCUGGCGGUGACGGCAGGGGGUCUGGUGCCUCUGAUGUUCCUGAAGGAGGUGAUUAAGAGGUAUGAUACCUCCAAGGGGCUGCGGCGUGCCUUAAUCGACGUCUUCAGCGCCACGUCAGAAUGGAGCCCCAAGGACCCUGCCCUGCGACAGGAGUACCAUAACCUGCAGGCGACAGAGAACAAGGCAACUGAGCGGCGGCUCUCUGAUUAAGAAAUGCUUGUAUUUCUGCACUUAGCUCAACAAUUAUGCAGGUUAGAUGAGAUUUGUUUAUAUCCAUGGAUGAAGCAGUGUUUGUUCAAGUACAACACAGUUUUCAAUCUCGAUAGGAUUAAAAAUAAAUAAACUACGGCAAAUAUAAGGUAAGGAUUCUGAUUUUAUAGUUUAUGCACCACUUAUAAUCACUACGUCCAGCCAUUAUGAGGUUAUGCUUAUAAUAAAACAUGCCUUUUCGGACAUAAAAUACUCCUGAAUAUGAUGGUACUUUCAGAUUUUGCAAUAAAAGUUAUAUAAAGUAGGAAAGGAUAGAUUUCUAUGAGUAUCUUGGGUGUCGCCUUGCAUUUUCUAGUGUCACCCAGAAAGCAGUAAGGAGGAGGUGGGUCGCGUAGUGCGUCAUUCGGCAGUGAGGUGGAUAAUGCUCAGAUCGUUAGAGUCUCGCUCCUCAGGCCAAGCGUGCCUAAGUCCUUAAGACUAUAGGACGUUUAUGCCCAAAGAGGUUUAAACCUCUUUGUAUAGAGCACGGGUGUCUCUAGACUCAGAUGUCUUGACUGCAGGCUUAAUGAAGAGGUCAUGCGAAUCCACAAACACCAGUAUAAUAUAUGUAGGAAGUAGGCACUAUUUAUCCAUGGAGUCAUACCUUCUGUGUUCAAAACUUGGGAUAAAUUCUCUGGGCGCCUGAUCUACUAUCCAGCACACACACACACACACACACACACACACACACACACACACACACACACACACACAUAAGAAAUAAGGGAAGCUGCAAGAAGCGGCCAGGCUUACACGUGGCAGUCCCUGUAUGAAACACACCUAUCUAUUUCCAUCUGCUAUCCUCAUCCAUAAACUUGUCUAAUCUUCUCUUAAAGCUCUCUAGUGUCCUAGCACUAACUACAUGAUUACUGAGUCCGUUCCACUCAUCUACCACUCUAUUUGAGAACCAAUUUUUUCCUAUCUCCUUCCUAAACCUAAAUUUUUCAAGCUUGAACCCGUUAUUUCUUGUUCUACCCUGGUUGCUGAUCCUAAGAAUUUUGCUUACAUCUCCCUUGUUAUAACCCUUAUACCACUUAAAGACUUCUAUCAGGUCCCCUCUUAACCUACGUCUCUCUAAAGAAUGUAAAUUUAACAGCUUCAACCUCGCCUCGUAAGGGAUACUCCUCAUCCCCUGUAUCCUUUUAGUCAUUCUCCUCUGUACUGAUUCUAAUAGACCUAUAUCUUUCCUGUAAUGUGGGGACCAGAACUGCACCGCGUAGUCUAGAUGAGGUCUGACCAGCGCCAAGUAUAGCUUUAAUAUUACUCCCGGUCUUCUACUUUUAACACUCCUAAAAAUGAAUCCUAGUACCGUAUUUGCCUUGUUUCUGGCUUCUAUGCAUUGUUUCCCUAGACGGAGUUCAGAGUUAACUAUAACUCCUAAAUCUUUCUCGUACCCUGUACCUACCAGAGUUUGGUUGUCUAAUGUGUACCUAUUGUGUGGGUUUCCUCUACCUACGCUAAGCACUUUGCAUUUAUUGAUAUUAAAUUGCAUUUGCCAUCUAUCCGUCCAUUCAUUCAUUCUAUCUAAGUCUGCCUGCAAGGCGAUGGCAUCCGAUUCUGACCUAAUUAAUCUACCUAUCUUUGUGUCAUCCGCAAAUUUACUAACAUCACUACUAAUUCCACUAUCCAAGUCAUUGAUAUACAUUAGAAAUAACAAUGGCCCUAAUACUGAUCCCUGUGGCACCCCACUAAUUACAUGACCCCACUCGGAUUUCGAGCCGUUUAUUACCACUCUCUGUCGCCUGUCACUAAGCCAUGACCCUAUCCAGCCUAACGCCUUCCCAUCUAUCCCGUGUGCCCUAACCUUUCUCAGGAGCCUUUGAUGGGGUACCUUGUCAAAUGCUUUACUAAAGUCCAGAUAUAAGAUAUCAUAACUAUCACCAUUAUCUACUGCCUCGUACACCUUACUGUAAAAACUUAACAAGUUUGUCAGGCAAGACUUCCCCUUCGUGAAGCCAUGCUGUGACUGAUUUAUCAAGUUAUGUUUGUCUAAAUGUUCCCUAAUGUUCCUCGCUAUUAUUGACUCUAACAUUUUACCUACAACUGAAGUCUAUAAUUAGACGCUAAAGUUUUAUCUCCUUUCUUAAAGAUGGGUACUACAUUAGCCUGCCUCCACAUUACUGGUACCUCACCCGACUCCAGUGAUUUCCUAAAGACAGAAACUAACGGCUCACUAAUAAUCUCUUUACAUUCCUUAAGUACUCUGGGGUAUAUUUCAUCAGGUCCUGGUGACUUGAACUUUUUUAGCCUAUCUAUCUCCUGUUCCACUAUCUCCCUAGUUAUGGAAAUAUCUGUCAGCUUCUCAUUCUCAUCUGCUCUAAACACCUGUUCACUAUCUGGCAUAUCCUGCAUGUUUUCCUGGGUGAAGACAGUUAAAAAAUAAUCAUUCAGAAGUUUACUAAUCUUCUCCCCAGAACUAACCAGCUCCCCAUCUGCUGCCUUUAAUGGACCUACAGUAUCCUUAUUCUUCGUCCUGUAUACCUGAUAAAAUCCCUUGGGGUCCGUCUUCGCCUGGCUGGCUACCUUUCAUUCAUACACACAUACACACACACACACACACACACACACACACACACACACACACACACACACACACACACACACACACACACACACACACACACACAUAGAUAGAUAGAUUAAUAGAUUUAUUGACCACAGCAUAUAUUAUACAUAAUAUCAAAUCAUGAACAUUUUGUAGCAAAGCUGUAGCCAACAAGAAAGUAUUCAAAUAACAAUGAAUACGCUAAUCAGAGGCAGAUCAAAUAAGUGCGUAGGAUAGUUUUACAAAUUACAUAACAAAAUUGUAUUUAAGGAAAAACAUAAGUAAAACAAGGUGAAGAACUUAAAAGCUUUAACAGAAAAAUUAUUGAAUUUUGUAAAAACUCUAAAAGUUACCUGAAACAUAUAAUGUCACACCAAAAUUAAAACACUACUAAGAUAGGGAUACUAAUGUAAAACUGUAAAGGAAACUUUGAAACUAUUAAAUCUUUAUGAAAAUCCUCGAAAUAAAAUUAAAACAUAAAAUGCAAUACCAAAGCUAAAACACGACUAAAAUAGGGACAUAAAAAGUUGAGUUGUUAACACAUAAACUCACGCAGUACACUACAAAGAAACAGACCAAUCAAGACUAAAAAUACCUCAGUCAGCACUUAUACAUGCGAAUUAAAAGUAAAAACUAUUAUGCACACCUAACAGAAGAUAAAAAAAAAAAAGUCAACCACCAAGAUAAAAACAAAAAAAAAACUAUAAUAUUCAAAACAUUAAAAUACGAAAAUUGUAGAAACUUGAAAUAUUAUGAGUGUUAAUUAACAUAGUUCACACCAUGGCUCUUUAUCAAUAAAGCAACUGACCAUAUUUUUUAUAGAGCGGUACCGGAACAUUAUACCCUAACGAUGUUACAUCCUACACGUAAGGUAAUGAGAAUGUCAUGGAUGUUUUUAUAGGUUGUAUCAUACAAAUAACGAUCUGCGAAAAGUGUUCUUAAAGUCGUACAGCACAUGACACUGGACAUUCCUCCACAACGUGUCUUUCAGUCUGUACGUGGCAAUACACACACACACACACACACACACACACACUCAUGCACUUAUAUAGGGAGUAACAAUAAUAUAUAAAAAAUAAUAGUUACACAAAAUAAUAGUGGGAGAGUUAUACCAAUACAUAUAUUCAUGGAUACAUGCCUACAUUUGUACGAGAACGUAUUCAUACCAACAUAUUUAUAAGCAUAAAAGCAACACACAUACUUGCCUUUCCAUACAUACAUGCACACACACAUACAUAUAAACACAUACAUGUUUAUUUAUACGGAUAUACAUGUACAGUGCAUACAUAACAUACAUCCAUCCACACAGUACAUAACAAAGGACACACGUCACGAGUAUAUUACCCAGGAUCUGUCGUAAUUUUACUCAGAUUUUUUUUUUUUUCUGUAGCUGUUUGGUUGUCCUUUGGAAUUCUUUGUAUUUAUUUGUAUUCCUUCUCCUCCUCCUCCACCUCAAUCUCCCUUCCUGCCUCUUCCACCUCUCCUUCCUCCUCCUCCUCCUUCUCCUCUUCCUCCCAGCCGCAUCCUACGUGAGGUGAGGGUUCCUGAUUGAUCAAAUAGAAAUAGAAUAAAUUAAUCAGGGAAUGAGAGUCUCUGGGCGCGUGGGUUCUUAUGAUAAGCUUAUGACAGCGAUCAGUGUACGACCCACUCUUGAUCGUACACUGGCGUUCGUACUCUAGCUUUCUCAUCAUUCUUACUACGUUCUUUUUACUAUUUUCUUCAUCUUAUGUUGCUUUAUCUCGCUGCACAUUACAGUAGUUCAUCAUGCAUUCUUGUGCACAAACUCACAACACUCGUCCGUGAAAACCAGAAAAAUAUCGGAGGCGACGAUAUUAAAUUUAAUGGAAUGGAGACGGAACUGACACGGAGAGUUAAAACACAACACUGCGCCAGACGUGUGAAUGCAUCAGCCAGAUUCAGAGUACCGAUUUUUAUUUAUUUAUUUAUUUAUUUUUUCACUGGCACUGAAACAUUGAGUGGACACGGCACUGAUAAGUCACUGAUGUGUGUGAAGGUUAAGCACGGCUCCAGACUUAACUUCUCAGCAUCAUAAGCAUAAAGUUCAGCACAAUUUGUGAAGUUAAGUACGAUACGAAGCAUAACGUUUGUACUGACCCCUAUCUCUCUACUUAAUCAUUUUUGUUAAUAGAUAACUAAGGAAAUGUGUGUGUGUCUGUGUGUGUGUGUCUGUGUGUGUGCGUGUGUGUUUGUGUGUGUGUGUGUUUAUGGAUGGGUGGGUGGAUAUGGGUGACUGGGUGUGGAUGAAUUGGUGGAUGGAUGGAUGUUCGUAAGUGGAUGGGUGGACUGACUGAUGAGUAGGUGGACAGUGGAUGGAUAUGAUUAGGAUGGAUGGAUGGAUGGGCGGGUGUGGAUUAGUAGGUAGAUGGAUGUGGAUGAGUGGAUGGAUGAAAAAGUGGAUAGUUGGAUGGGUGUGUGGAUGGGUGAAUGGAUGGGUGAAUGGUGAAAGGAUGAUUGUGAGUUGGUGUAUGGGUGGAUGGGCUAGUGAGUGUAAACUGUAAACGUAUGAGUGGACUUUUUAUUUGUUUAUUUACUUUUUUUUAUUUAUUUUUUUUAUUAAUUAUUCUAUGUAUUUAUUUUUAUUUUUUUUAUUUAUUUUUAUUUAUCAUUUCUUUUUCUUUAGAUUAUUUUUGUACUUCCAAGUUAAAAUUUUUGUUUGGCAAUUAUCCUCCUUGUCUGGCAGUGUCACUUGAGCGAUGAAAAUUAUUAUGUAAGGUGUGAGAUCAUGCAAGAACUAUAAUAUAGGAGUAUAUAAGGCGCCCACGGCACAGUGUGUGCUCAGAACAGAUCUUUUCUCCAUCACUCCGCCGCUCCGAAGGUUUGCAGGAUACCGCAAGAUACUACGGUCUCCAUCACACCAGAUAAUUAUCGGAGCAAUACUCCACUGUUUUUACUGCGAAGAUCCCGUUGGAAAGGCUGAUGAUGAAAUCAGAGGAACAAUAUAAAAAGGAUCCAUGAGAGAGAGAGAGAGAGAGAGAGAGAGAGAGAGAGAGAGAGUCCUUGAAUAUGUAGGAGUACAUAGAUACACCAUUAGAAGUUCGAGAUAGGUUCCAGUAAUGCGGUUUACACCUCUUUGGGUACUGCCACGGUCUCGGUCAUUCGGCUGACUGGACGCCUACCUAAAACACCACACACUCACGCCUGCAAUGGUUUUCCUUUAUUGUGAUUUAAGCACCACCUGGAGUUUGGGUAAGCACUUUGUAUUAUGAUGGUAUUGUGAUUAUGAUGUAUUGUGAAUGAUAUAUUUAUUUAGUAUUAACUUUGAUGAACAUGUAAGUGUAUGUGAUUACAGUUAAAAGUAUUUGGGUGAUCUUGUUAAGUACUUAUUGUGAAUGUACCUUGUUGGUGAUAUUUGAUAGAAACAUGAUUUUCUAUGGAGUUGGAUUAGUAUAACAUUUCCAGACCAUGUUUAUAUUAUAACUUGUGAUGUGUCCGCUAAAUUCGUGUAGGAUUUCGUAUUCACUUAAUUGGUUGUUGGCAGGCCUCUGUUGUUGUAUAUUUGCUGUGACCGUGUCAGAGGAAUCUAACUGCGCCUGUGAACAGCGCCCGCAAAUAAACUCACGGCACCUG